Messenger RNA from Neltuma alba, 955 nucleotides. RefSeq names its product protein DMR6-LIKE OXYGENASE 2-like. Lineage: Eukaryota; Viridiplantae; Streptophyta; Magnoliopsida; Fabales; Fabaceae. The record is from RefSeq and is a predicted model, not a curated record.
CGAAACUACGGCUUCUUUCAGGUUGUGAACCACGGAGUUCCAGAGGAAGUGGUCGAGAAGAUGGUGAAUGUGUCUAGGGAGUUCUUCCGUCUACCGGAGAGUGAGAGGAUGAAGAGCUACUCCGACGAUGCAACAAAGACGAAGCUGUCCACCAGUUUCAAUGUCAAAACCGAGAAAGUUGCAAACUGGAGAGACUUCUUGAGGCUAUUCUGUCAUCCUCUUGGGGACUACAUCCAUGAAUGGCCCACCAACCCUCCAUCAUUCAGAGAAGAUGUGGGUGAGUACUGCAGAAAAAUGAGGGAGUUAUCGCUGAGAUUGCUGGAGGCGAUAUCAGAGAGCCUGGGGUUAGAGAAUGAUUACAUAAACAAGGCGUUAGGGCAGCACGGGCAACACAUGGCGAUAAACUACUAUCCGCCGUGUCCAGAGCCGGAGCUGACCUACGGGCUGCCCGCCCAUGCUGACCCCAACGCCGUUACGCUUCUCCUGCAAGACGGUCCCGGAUUACAGGUCCUCAGGGACGGCAAGUGGCUCGCCGUUAAUCCUAUUCCCAACACCUUCACUGUCAAUAUCGGCGACCAGGUUCAGGCGAUCAGCAACGACAGGUACAAGAGUGUGUUGCACCGAGCAGUGGUGAACUGUGCGAAGGAGAGGAUGUCUAUCCCAACGUUCUAUUGCCCAUCACCGGACGCUGUGAUUGGUCCAGCACCCGACCUCAUAGACCCUCAUCAUCCUGCGCAGUACCGGAAUUUCACCUACGGUGAAUACUACCACCAGUUCUGGAACAGAGGCCUCGCCAAGGAAACUUGCCUCGACCUUUUUAAGGCUGAUUGAAUCAUUAAAUCAUAUUUUUAAUUUUUAAUUUAAUUGCCCAGUUAUAGCUCCGUUUAAUUUCAUCUGCAUAUGAUUGACCCAGUUCUUCAUGGUUAAUAAAUUUUAAUUCCCUGUUUGACAAAUA